ACCAAUGAAUGCGGUACGCACUCACCUGCCACGAUCUCCUCGACAUUAACCCAGUCCACUCCCUGCACAUUUCCUUGUCAACUGCUUUGUCCAAGACGUUCCGCAAUGUUCGAAACUAACAGAAUGCGCACGCGGGCACAGAUACGGAGAAAGAAGAAUGUCAAGAAGGGUAUUCAGUUCUGUCUCAUGGUUUGUGGUGCAAGUGGAACUGGCCGGACUACCUUUGUCAAUACCCUCUGCGGGAAACGAGUACUUCAAUCCAAAGACGCCGACGAUGCAGCCAAUGCUCACCUCGAAGAAGGAGUGAGGAUCAAGCCUGUCACGGUUGAGCUUGAAUUGGACGAGGAGGGUACAAGAGUCUCAUUGACCAUUGUGGACACUCCGGGCUUCGGUGACCAGAUUGACAACGAAUCCGCCUUUGGCGAGAUUGUCGGCUACCUCGAACGACAAUAUGACGAUAUCCUGGCGGAGGAAUCUCGUAUCAAGAGAAACCCUCGUUUCAGGGACAAUCGUGUUCAUGCACUUCUCUACUUCAUCACCCCAACCGGUCACGGCUUGCGAGAGCUCGACAUCGAAUUGAUGAAACGUCUCUCUCCUCGUGUCAAUGUCAUUCCCGUCAUUGGCAAGGCUGAUUCCUUGACCCCUGCUGAGCUGGCCGAGUCAAAGAAACUGGUCAUGGAGGACAUUGAACAUUACCGUAUCCCUGUCUACAACUUCCCUUACGACAUCGAAGAGGAUGACGAGGAUACCGUUGAGGAAAAUGCUGAGCUACGUGGCUUGAUGCCGUUCGCCAUCGUUGGAUCCGAGGACGUUCUCGAGAUUGGAGGCAGAAGAGUUCGUGCACGACAAUAUCCAUGGGGAAUCGUGGAGGUCGACAACCCUCGGCAUUCGGAUUUCCUUGCCAUUCGCAGCGCUCUUUUGCAUUCUCAUCUUGCUGAUCUCAAAGAGAUCACCCACGACUUCUUGUACGAGAAUUACCGAACGGAGAAAUUGAGCAAGAGCGUGGAUGGAGGUGUUUCAGGACAAGAUUCGUCAAUCAACCCUGAAGACCUUGCUAACCAGUCAGUGCGCCUGAAGGAAGAACAACUCCGACGUGAAGAGGAGAAACUCCGGGAAAUUGAAGUCAAGGUCCAGCGUGAGAUCAACGAGAAGAGACAGGAACUGUUGGCACGCGAGUCGCAACUCCGGGAGAUCGAGGCUCGUAUGCAACGGGAACAAAGCCAGAGUGUGGAUGACUUGAAUGGUCACAACCAAGAAGUGGCAUAAUCGUGGCUUGGGGAAGACGAUUGAGUUUCUUUGUGCUGCGGUCGCAUGCAGGCCAUGUAUCAAGGCUGAAGACGAACCCGAUGUGAAGGUACCAUACGAUGAUGGAAUUUGGGGACGAUCCUGGAGCGAGGAGCGGUCAUCCAUUCUUGUUGCUGAACAGUGGGCUUGGUGGAGUAGAAUAGCGACUUUCUAAUCAGUGGUGACUGCACCUGAAAAAGGAGGGC
This is a messenger RNA of Exophiala viscosa, 1490 nucleotides long. Its product is annotated as peanut-like protein 1. Bases 106 to 1266 code for a protein of 386 amino acids. Gene Ontology annotation, cellular component: cytosol; septin complex; septin ring. The transcript is spliced from 4 exons. Gene Ontology annotation, molecular function: GTP binding; GTPase activity; molecular adaptor activity. Gene Ontology annotation, biological process: intracellular protein localization; cytoskeleton-dependent cytokinesis. The record is from RefSeq and is a predicted model, not a curated record. Lineage: Eukaryota; Fungi; Ascomycota; Eurotiomycetes; Chaetothyriales; Herpotrichiellaceae.